This is a messenger RNA of Diachasmimorpha longicaudata, 1296 nucleotides long. RefSeq names its product Phosphopantothenoylcysteine synthetase (gene Ppcs). The record is from RefSeq and is a predicted model, not a curated record. The transcript has 5 exons. Gene Ontology annotation, molecular function: phosphopantothenate--cysteine ligase activity. NCBI's taxonomy places the organism in Eukaryota, Metazoa, Arthropoda, Insecta, Hymenoptera, Braconidae. Gene Ontology annotation, cellular component: nucleus; cytoplasm. Bases 168 to 1109 code for a protein of 313 amino acids. Gene Ontology annotation, biological process: coenzyme A biosynthetic process.
UAUGUCGACAAUCUGGUAACACUCCCCACACCAGUUCCCAAUCCCCUCUUUCUUCAAAGACUUCAGUACAAUCAGAGACAACGACCACGACCUCCAGACCCUCUCUUCCUGGUCCUUUUUACCCAGAUCAUUCACCACAAAAUAUUUCUCGAAACCCAUGUUAAAUAAUGGAGUCAAACUGGGAAGAAUUCUACGCAAAUCAGCCGAAACCCAGUGACCUGGAGACCAGCACGAAAUUACUCGACAAUUUCGUAAAACGUUAUUCCUCCGACGACACCAAAAUAGCUCUAGUGACGAGUGGAGGAACGACUGUUCCCCUGGAGCACAACACAGUCAGAUUUGUUGAUAACUUCUCAGCCGGCACCAGGGGCGCCAUCUCCACGGAGUACUUCCUGAAGCACGGAUAUGCUGUCAUCUUCAUGUACAGGGCAAAAUCGUUAGAGCCCUUUUCUCGACACUUUACGGGUCAAAAAUUCUUGGACAUGUUGGACCUCACCCAGAAAGAUGGCAGGCCACAGUUGACAGUCUGUGAUAAAUAUUCAUCGAGUGUUGCUGAGGCUCUGGUGAAGUACAAAAGUGCAAUUCGAGAGGGAAAAUUACUCCAGUUGAGCUUCACGACUUUGUCGGAAUAUCUCUGGCUGCUCAGAGCUGCUUCACAGGCGGUGGCACCCUUGAAGAAACGAGUUGUGUUGUAUUUGGCUGCUGCUGUUUCUGAUUUUUAUGUUCCAUCGAAUGAAAUGUCUGUCCACAAAAUUGGGUCGACGAUUGGAGCUCCGAAGAUAGCUCUCCACCUGGUACCGAAAAUCUUGAAGCCUCUGGUCAGUCUUUGGGUUCCUGAGGCGUUCGUGGUGUCUUUCAAACUUGAAACUGAUGAGAAUUUAUUGAUUUCGAAGGCGAGGGCUUCCCUGAACACGUAUAAUCAUAAGCUGGUGAUCGCUAAUAUGUUGCAAACUCGCAAGCAGAAGGUCACAAUGGUCGACAAGGACAAGGACUACGUCCUCUCCCUCACGAAGGACCAGAUGGAUCAGGGGGAGGAGAUCGAGAGCUCCAUAAUCACCGAUUUAGUCAAAAGACACCAAAACUUUUUAUCCCCAAACGACAGCAGCUGAUUCCCCUCCAAUCACCUGGAGAUCAUCAACAACAUCACUCUAGCUCAUCAAAAUUUUUAAUAUUCCAGCUACAAUUCCUUUAUAAAUAAUUAUAUACACAAUUUAUAUAGUUUUAUACUCAUAAUUAAUUACAUCUAAUUAAUUUGUACAUUUACAUAAUUAAUUUAUAUAGAUUUUAUGCGAAAUA